AGGCAUUCAACAUACUCCAGUUUUUCCACUGCAGAAAUUCGUUCGAGCCAAAUAUCCGGUGAUCGUUAUCAAUGUCCUCGAGGUUAAAAAAACAAAACAAAUAUUGUAGAAUAUAAAUAUUGCAGCAUAGCCGUUUCCGAGACUGUCGAGGUGCAACUUGCGUGUUGUCUGCUGUCCUUUUGAUCACAGAUCAGUCGAACCGUCGGACCAUCCGACCGCACGAACAUAAGUCAUGAUUAAAUGUGGCAUGCGGAAUUUGAAGUUGUAUGAUAGACUGAGGGUGUGUAUAGGAUUUCGAAGGAUCCACUAUGUUCAAGGCCAAAGUAGUGAACAGUACGCAAGGGAGUAUUUCUACUUCAUUGACCACCAAGGCAUGUUGUUUCUUGACGAUUCUAGAAUGAAGAACUUCACCUCAUGUUUUAAAGAGAAAAAGUUCCUGGAGUUUUUCUUCCGCCGACUGCGACCCAACGAGACCGGCAAAAAUGAAGCAGAGUUUCCAUUUGUCUCCCCCUGUGGCCGCGAGAUGAACUUUGUGCGCUGCGACGACCUACCUUUUGUCUUCACCCACGUGGUCCCUCUAGAAGAACCAGGACAAGGGAAGCAAAGGAACUUCCUUCUGCACAACCACGCAGGCGACCUGCUCAAAGUUCCCUUUGAACCGCAGCACCUAUGCAUGCCCGCCGGGACAGGCCGCGUUUACCACCCGGCCCCGGAGAGAGCCGGCGGAGUGGGCCUUGUGCGCUCGCUUUUAGCCAUCGAAUUCAGCAGGCACUUCGUCUUCGCCGACGCCAGCGACGACAUGUCGCCGCCUACACAUUUUGACUGGGAGGGCAAGCGGUACGAGCUCAGCCACACGCUUCUGCCGACCAUAGAGGGUGUGUCACGCUGGGACGGCACAGAACGAUAGAAGCCACAGGAAACUGGGCAACUCGCCUGUUGUCCAUGCUGUGCCAAGUGUGGGGUUGCAGAACGCGGAAAUUGUGCUUGCACAAAAGUCGUGCAUCUAGUGACAACCUGCCUACCGCAUUGCCACGAGACUCGUCUUAACCACUUGGCAAAAUGAACAAUGGAUACAGCUAGAGAAGGUAGAGGUCGACCAACAAUGAUUUUACAAGGAUGGUUGCGGUGACCCCUAAAAUGGCGAGUACAAUAGAAUACAUCACUGUUGUGCAGACUAGUACUGUCGAGACCGGUUAUAACGAAGUCAACGGGAAUCUGAAAUCACUUCGCUAUAUCCGCUAUUUCGUUAUAACCGGUCUCGACAGUAAUGCAAUAUGACGGUGAUAUGUGAAGUUGCAGUUUUAUAACUGGAUGCAGAAACAUUGUUGGACUGCACUAUAUCACUUAGUUAAGCACUAGACCAGCAAAGCUAAGCACAGAGAAGUAUACGGUCUUCCAAGUGUUUAUUUAAAAACCAAAAAUGAGUGACACCUUAGAAAAAAAUAAAAUAACUAAACUGAGA
Ixodes scapularis (black-legged tick) is the source of this 1462-nucleotide messenger RNA. RefSeq names its product UPF0598 protein CG30010. The transcript has 3 exons. Lineage: Eukaryota; Metazoa; Arthropoda; Arachnida; Ixodida; Ixodidae. The record is from RefSeq and is a predicted model, not a curated record. Bases 233 to 907 code for a protein of 224 amino acids.